Molecule: messenger RNA, 672 nt
Organism: Acaromyces ingoldii
Lineage: Eukaryota; Fungi; Basidiomycota; Exobasidiomycetes; Exobasidiales; Cryptobasidiaceae
Exons: 3
Coding region: 85-402 (105 amino acids)
Biological process (GO): protein insertion into mitochondrial inner membrane
Cellular component (GO): mitochondrial inner membrane
Source: RefSeq, a predicted model, not a curated record
CCAGUCUUCAGAGACGCACACAAUCAGCACGCCCGCACGCACGUACGAAGACAGACAGAAGCUCAAGACACAGGCGCAGACAUCAUGGUCCUUGGAUUUGGAGGAAGCAGCAGCGCAGCUGGGCCAGCGGCGUCAGGCUCCUUCUCGUCGCCGCAGCUCGAAGCGGCCGAGGCAGAGCUCGAGAUGGUGACCGACACAUUCAACAAGCUUGUCUCGUCGUGCCAUGCAAAGUGCAUCUCGCAGCGCUUCGCCGAGCCGGAUCUCAACAAGGGCGAGAGUGUCUGCAUCGAUCGGUGCGUCAGCAAGUUUUUCUUGGUGAACAAGGCGGUCGGAGAGAGGAUGCAGGCGCUGGGCGCAGCAAACCAGGGCGCAGGCGGCGGCGGCGGCGGGAGCUUCUUCUAGACGAGCCGUGGAGAUCCAGAGAACGUCACACACCACAAGAAGCAAGUCCGAGCAAACUAGUCCCCGUUUCGAGGCGACCACCAUUCAUCCACCGAUCCUGUCUGCCUCUCCCUGUCUGCCUGUCUGCCGCCUUUCUCUCUCAUCUCUUCUCGCCACCUGUAGCUCUAUCAUAAGCGGACUCGGAAUGUGGAAGUCAUCAGCUCAGGCAUCUGGCUAUCAAUGCGCUCGUAGUCACAAGUGAAACGAGGCAAAGGAUGGACAGCAGACAGG